Messenger RNA from Dendrobium catenatum, 1133 nucleotides. RefSeq names its product fasciclin-like arabinogalactan protein 7. The transcript has 2 exons. Lineage: Eukaryota; Viridiplantae; Streptophyta; Magnoliopsida; Asparagales; Orchidaceae. The record is from RefSeq and is a predicted model, not a curated record. Bases 226 to 1011 code for a protein of 261 amino acids.
CUUUUUUUUAAUUCGUCUUUCCUGUUAGUGAAGGUCAGGUCUUUCUUAAUACUGGCAGCACCAGCUGCCACCUAGUUCUAAGAGAGGGAUAUAUGAACUGAUCAAAUGCCUCAUUCCUCUUCAUAAGGACAUCAAUCGUCCUCAUCCCUUGCAUUGGCUUCCUCUGAUUCACAUUAGACAGGAAGCUCAAUCACCGAAGGAUAGGAAAAGCUGAUAAUUAAAGAAAUGGCUCUGACCACUAUAUUCUUGAUAUGUAGCAUCCUUACCCUAUGGAGCUCUCCCAUUACUGCCCAAUCCCCACCUUCUCUACUUCUCUCUCCAUCCCCCUCACCUGCCCCAGCUCCAGCUCCUCACUUUGUCAAUCUCACAGAUCUUCUCUCCCUCGCUGGCCCGUUCCAGACCUUCCUCAACCUCCUCGUCCAAACCGAUGUCAUACAAACCUUCCAAAACCAAGCCAACAACACUGAACAAGGAAUCACUAUCUUUGUCCCGAGCGAUUCUGCAUUCGCAGACAUCCAAAAGCCUUCCUUCUCAAACCUCACCAAAGACCAGCUCAAGUCCCUGGUCCUCUACCAUGCAUUCCCAAAGUACUAUUCCCUGUCUGAUUUCAAGGACCUCAGCAGCAAGAACCCUGUGAGCACAUUUGCUGGAGGGCAGUACACGCUAAACCUCACCGACACCAGCGGGCUUAUUCAGGUUGGUUCGGACUGGUCCAACCCAAAGAUCAGCAGCAGUGUCUACUCUACAGACCCUGUUGCAGUUUAUGAAGUGAACAGCGUUCUCCUUCCGAAGGCAAUUGUUACUACAGCACCAGUUCUCACACCAGCCCCAGCACCUGCGCCUGUUCUCAGCCCAAUUUUGGGUUUGGCACCUAUAGGAGAGAAGGGGAGAGGGGAAGCCCCAAAAUCAUCAGAAUCAACUAACAAUGAUUCUUCUUCGCAUGGCAUUGCUGUGAGUAGAUUCAGUUACUUCCUUGCUGUGGCAAUUGGUGCACUUCUGCUUAUGCUUUGAACUAUAGUAGAUCAGAUGCAAGUUUCAGUCUAUUUCAUGCUUAUUCUUUUGGUGGGAGUUGGCUGUGUUGAUUGAAUUGGGAGUUUGAUAUAUAUAUAUAUAUAUCGGAUAUGUUGAAGAUU